AUGUUAAGCUGCAAUUUGUUUGGGAUUCCUUAUUCUUUUUCUAGACUCUGUCGAAUACGAGCCUUGGGUUUCAAUGCCAUUCAAUACUACAUUCCUUGGAACUUUCAUGAGCUCUACGAAGGAAAAAUUCAUUGUCUUAGAAAGAAUCCUGCCACAGCAGCUCACUCGCAUAUUUGGCUUGAAGCCAACUUGCUUACGCUCGUGGACAGCUGA
This is a messenger RNA of Strongylus vulgaris, 213 nucleotides long. Lineage: Eukaryota; Metazoa; Nematoda; Chromadorea; Rhabditida; Strongylidae. The record is from the annotation of a GenBank genome assembly.